Messenger RNA from Trypanosoma theileri, 873 nucleotides. Its product is annotated as glycoside hydrolase family protein. NCBI's taxonomy places the organism in Eukaryota, Euglenozoa, Kinetoplastea, Trypanosomatida, Trypanosomatidae. Gene Ontology annotation, molecular function: hydrolase activity, hydrolyzing O-glycosyl compounds. The record is from RefSeq and is a predicted model, not a curated record. The transcript has a single exon. Gene Ontology annotation, biological process: carbohydrate metabolic process. The annotation marks the transcript as partial.
GUGCUCUUCGCCGUCUGCUGUCCCUCGGGGAGACUCGCCGAAACAUUUCCGAAGAGAUUGGAGGACACUCCAACAUUUCCCUUCUAUCCAGAGAAGGAGGACGCUGUGUACCGAGAAGGCAUCUUUGUUGGAUACCGUUACUACGAUAUAAAGAGGAUCGAGCCACUAUUUCCAUUUGGUCACGGUCUCAGUUACACUGAGUUUCAGUACAGUGAUCUUGCCGUCGAAGUGAAACACACUAAGAAGGAGAAUCAAAGUGACACUACUCUUGAUGGUGGCGCCCAAGACGUUCUCGUCUUGGUCUCGCUUACAGUGAAGAACACAGGAAAAAUGGCUGGCAAAGAGGUUGUACAGUUGUAUGUCCAAGACGUGUAUGCACCAGUAUUACGCCCGGAGAAGGAACUCAAGGAAUUUGCAAAAGUGCUUCUUCAACCUGGCGAGUCCAAGCGGGUGACCUUCGAGCUGAACAGAAGAUCUUUUGCAUACUAUGAUGAGAAGGCGAAGGAAUGGCGUGUGCACGACGGCAAGUACACAAUCCUUGUUGGUGCAUCGUCCCGUGACAUUCGUCUUCAGGCACAGGUAGAAGCGUUCCAUGAAAAAGUGAAUGAUAUUCCGGAGAUUCACCGUAACAUUGCGAUAAAGGAGGCGUUUCGUUUCCCUGAGACAGUGCAACAGGCAAGAGAAUUGAUGAACCGACUUGGAAUUUCUGGGAUGACUGAGGGAACUCCAUUCUACGAAUUGUUCUCCAACUUCUCCAUCCGUGCCGUCUGCCGCAUGGUGGGUGUUAAUGAUGAGGAAAUGGAAGGAUUUCUCCAGAAGCUUCGUCUUGCCAGCUCCAAGGCCAAAGCAAAAGGAUCCAAUGGAGCGGAGUAA